GUGAGUGUUGGCUACAAUGUCACUUUCAAAUCAUGGCUACCGAUGUUGAUGGUUGCGUGAGUGAAAACUCGGUUGACGAUAUUGAAGAAAGAAAACACUUUCAAAGAAUUGUGAAUGCUUUUAGGUCUUAUAGAAACUACUCCUUGAGGAGGCUGUGCAAGGCGGUCAAGUACCUGUCCAGCCUGUCCCUCCCGCACCAGCUGAUGCUCAAGGGCUACAGGGAGCACCUGGAUCGGGUCCGCAUGGCCAUAGACCACAACAAUGAGAUCCUCAAGAUGGUGAUUGGCAGCAUCGCACACAUGUUUGAGAACGCCGAUCAUUCUGACGACGUGAAGCCAACCAACCAGGUGCCGGCAACCUCUCUGGACAUGGACAAGGUUCAGGGAGUCCUGAAGCAGUUUGUUCGUGAAUGGAGUGAUGAAGGUGCGGACGAGCGCAGGGCGUGCUUCCAACCCAUCAUAGACGCCAUCGUCGAGCAUUUUCCUUUUGAGGAGAUUGACCCCAGAAUGGUGAAGGUGCUCGUGCCAGGAGCGGGGCUGGGCAGGCUAGCCUACGAAAUUGCCCGGAGGGGAUACUGCUGCCAGGGCAACGAGUUCAGCCUUUUCAUGCUGUUCGCUUCCAACUUCAUCCUCAACUCGUGCAAGGGCACCAACCUGUACACGGUGUACCCCUGGGUGCACCAGUACUACAACCACAUGACCUCGGCAGACCAGGUGCGGGCCGCCUGCUUCCCGGACGCCGAUCCCACUGAGGUUCCCAGCGAUGCCCAGUUCUCCAUGGCUGCCGGAAACUUCGUUGAAGUGUACAGCUCUCAAGCCGGCCAGUGGGACUGCGUGGCCACCUGCUUCUUCCUGGACACGGCCCCCAACGUGGUGGUCUACAUCGAGACCAUCUACCGCACCCUGCGCCCCGGCGGCAUCUGGGUCAACCUGGGGCCGCUGCUGUACCACUACGCUGACCUCCCCAACGAGAACUCCAUCGAGCCCAGCUACGAGGACGUCAAGCACGUCAUCCUCUCCUUCGGCUUCCUCAUGCUGAAAGAAGAGACUGGACUGCCAACUCCGUAUACGCAAAACCCCACUUCUAUGAUGCGGUACGAGUAUCGCAGUGUUUUCUUUGUCUGUCAGAAGCCUGUGGAUCCAAACCCUGCAUCUGAAGCCACCGAGACUUCUCAGGCAUCGGAUGCGCCAAGUGACGACUCCUCUUGAUCAUGCGUGUAGCCAGUGAAGUGCAAAGGAAACAACAUUAUCACAAUUGUAAAAUUAUAAUUGAUGCUUCCAUAUAUUUCAAUAUGACAUUGGGUGUAGGUGUGGUGUGUAGUAUAUACAGGAUGUUCUCUUAGAGUGCCCCAAAUUUUGAAAAAUGGGAACUUGCGUUAGAAUUUGUAUUUGCGACUCCAGCAAAACGGACGGCACCUAGCGGGAAAACACUUGGCUGGCCGAAACAGGUCGCUUCACGAUUUCUGCUCGUCCCUCGUGGCUUCCGUGAUUGCAUGCUGUCGGCGGCUGGCACGAUAGCCGCUGAAGUAAAGCGAGAGAAGUUGCGUCGGCUGUGUCCAAAGCAACGGAAACAGCAGCAAUAACAGGACCGCAGAUAAAACCAUGACUAAGGCCUGUGGAAUUAGGCGCACCUUACAUUGCUUUUUAUGUUGUGUGGGGCGAACAGUUGUACCGGCGAAAUUGUCAUUACUGUCGUAUCAGCAUGUUGCCGAGGUAACUUGAAAGGCAGCCUACGCAAAUACUUGAACCAGACAUUGCGCAUUUAUUAACGUUCAUUUGUGCAAUAGAAGGACAGUAGGUAGUUGUACUUUCUUUGCUUCCCUGAAAAAGGUCAAGCCCCUGGAAGCUCACUUUAGCCAAUACACCACCACAGGUUUGAAACUUAGUGAAUAAAAAUCGGGGCAUACGAAUUUGGAGCCGAUGCUUGCCUGCUGACACCCAAGUAUUGUGCAUUGAGCUGUCACAUAUCACUGCACAACCUGUUUUUGACCUCCAUAUUUACUAGGGAGUGGCGACCUCUAUAGAUCGCUGGAGUUGCGAAGAGCCUUGAGGAGUUGGGGACUCUAGACAAGAGGUAAAAUUUGUUAAUUAGUUAGCUAAUUAAAUAUAAAGCCUCAACUAUCUUUUUAAAUUCUUAGUUUUGUGAUCAUCAUGUGGUCAGAGAAUUGACAGUCAACCUCCUUUCAGCCUAACCGGGAUGUAAAAUUUUGGUAAAAAAAUUUCAUAUGGGGCAAGAAAUGUCAUUCUUGUGCGUGGCUUCAAAGCGAAACUAACCAGUGAAGAAUGCCUAGGACAGGGGUUCUCAAACUUUUUGGUCUCACGGAACCCCAGGAAGCCUCAGAAACUGCCGCGGAACCCUCCCCCCCUCCAUAUUUGCCGACCGAGAAGCAACAGAUGCACAAUUGUAGGCAAUUCUGCUUGUGUUGCUUCCCAUAUAUCCCCACCAUAUCAAUCGCGAUGGCAGUACAUAGUGAGAUGAAGGCGCUUUGCAUGGUCCUGCCGCGCAGCCUGCGGCAUGGGGGGGUUGCAAUCUGGGUGCUCGCGGAACCCAUGAGACCUGCUCGUGGAACCCCUGUGUUCCCCGGAACCCAGUUGAGAACCCCUGGCCUAGGACAUUAAUUCUUCUGUCCUACUCCUGCUCCCCAACUCGCAUGUCCCCAACUCACGUGUCCCCAACUCACGUAUCUGCAACUCGCAUGUCUGCACAACAGACGUCAGCAGUGCGAUAGAAGUGCAGAGCAGAGAGUUUGACGUCCCGAGUGCGCUUCAUUGGUUAGUUUUGAUUUGAUGCUGUAUACAAGGAAGACAUUUCUUGCCCCGUAGUGCACACUACAAUUGUUUUAAUCAUCAUUUCAUGUCAUGGAGGCUUAUGAGGAGGUUGAGUGUCAAUUCCCCAAUAAUGUUAUGCCCCCCCCCCCCCCCAAAAAAAAAAAAAAGGGUUAGUAGAAAUUUUUUAGUUAAUUAGCUAACUAAUUAACAAAUUUUGCCUCUUUUUUAAAGUGGCCCCAUGGUCCCCAACUUAACCGCAUGGCUACAAAAAUGCUAAAACAAGUACCUUUUUUUUAACAAAUUCUGGUCCCUCUAAAGAAAACCAGCCUGCAUAUAGGAUAGGAAGGUCAAUUUUUUGGUGGGUCAGUUACCUCAGAUUUGUUACUUUAGCAUUUUUCUCCUGCAUAGAGCGAAGCAGUUGUAUUUUCUUGUUCCCCUUGCAUUGUUGCCAGGGUAAGUGAGAUGUUUUAUUAGCAAAGCACAAACCAAGUGUAUUUUGAUUUCCUAUGAAACAUUAUAUUUUCUCAAGGAAUAGAGCACUCGAAAAUUCAAGAUGAGGCCAAAGCCUAUAGUUACAAGGUAAUAGAAAAAGAAGCAGUGAUAUUUAUGAGUAAAACAUGCAGUGAAUGCACAGUAGAUCAAAGGCACAAAGAGCCAGUUAGGUGUGCUCUUUAUGAAGACCUUGUGGUGCGAGUGCUGUGAAUGUGCUUAGAUGAUGCCAAGGUCGAAUGUUUUGUAUCGGAGUGCGUUUAGUAAAACUCUUUCAAGAACUUCCAUUAGCAUUCUUUCCGUUUAUAUAUUUUAGGUGGAAAAUGCUACCCUUCAUUCGUAACCCUCCAACACAGAUUUCUUUUUUUUUUUUUACGGAUUUUGGAAGGAUAUUUUACAAAGAAAGUAACGUUAGAAGCUUGCCUGGUUCCAACCACUCUAUUGGUGGACCUGAAGGUUUCCCAUGUAAUUAAGGAGGCAAAUGUUUUGUCAUGCAGGCAAAGAUGAACAACUGCAUAAAAUCCUUUACAUGCAUAUUUAUGGUGUACAACAACCGGCAUGUUGGAAACCCCAUCCAGUUCAGUUAUUUUAUGUUACCUUAGUUACCUUUCUAGUGGCUACCUCUGCUAUGUUUAAAAUCUAGUAAUAAAAAUAUAUUGUAGGCAACAUUCCUUGUUUGUACUGUAGCACUGUUGUUUUCAAGAGAAUGUUAACAUUGGACAGCUGGUUUUCCAGUGUAGGAGGCUGCUCACAUCGUGGUAUGAAUGUAAGCUUCUUUACACACGUUAGCAUAUCUUUUAUUUUUUUAAGAGCCACGUGGAACCACUGUUUCUGCUGGCGUAUGAUUGUUGGGUCUGUUUUGUUC
Messenger RNA from Ixodes scapularis (black-legged tick), 4122 nucleotides. Its product is annotated as carnosine N-methyltransferase. The transcript is spliced from 7 exons. Bases 33 to 1208 code for a protein of 391 amino acids. Gene Ontology annotation, molecular function: S-adenosylmethionine-dependent methyltransferase activity. Lineage: Eukaryota; Metazoa; Arthropoda; Arachnida; Ixodida; Ixodidae. The record is from RefSeq and is a predicted model, not a curated record.